AUGGCUGUCUUCAACACCCGCCUCGCCGCAUUGCUUAUCUCCCUCUCCGUCGUCCUCUCCGCUGCCUCCGCCACUGCCGAUCCCCCAUCCCCUCCGACCUUAGAUGAAGUAUCCUCCUACCUUUCGGGAUUGAAGGAACAUUUUAGAUUCCUGCAGGAAAGCAGCCUUGCCCCGCCGCCGGAAGAGCAUGCGGCCAAGGACAUGACCCACUAUCUUACUGAGCAUAUGAGCGCCGCCGUCAAAAUGGUGGAGGAUUUCUCGUCCACCACGCUGGGAAAGCGGUUGAAUGAUUCCUCGACCGACGAAUACACGAAGAAGACCCUUCUUGCGUGCGAGGAGAUGUACAAGAACGCCGUGCAGGCAAUGAAUAAUGGGAUGAAUAGCGUCUCAACCGGAGACUUCGUUCAGGCGAGGGCGGAGACACACACGUUUAUUAAUAACAUCAACGCCUGUGACGACAGCUCCAUGGAGUUCCAGACCUUCGCAGAGUGGGCAAGGGAAGUCGGCGGUGACUGUCUUGCUAAGAUUGUCGAACACAUUGACCCUGAGGAAUAA
Molecule: messenger RNA, 555 nt
Organism: Sesamum indicum (sesame)
Lineage: Eukaryota; Viridiplantae; Streptophyta; Magnoliopsida; Lamiales; Pedaliaceae
Source: RefSeq, a predicted model, not a curated record